Molecule: messenger RNA, 2744 nt
Organism: Catharus ustulatus (Swainson's thrush)
Lineage: Eukaryota; Metazoa; Chordata; Aves; Passeriformes; Turdidae
Gene: GDF1
Product: growth differentiation factor 1
Biological process (GO): BMP signaling pathway; SMAD protein signal transduction
Cellular component (GO): extracellular region
Molecular function (GO): growth factor activity; cytokine activity
Source: RefSeq, a predicted model, not a curated record
GUGAUUUUUGGGGCAAGGACUGGUGAUUUUGGGGGCAGAAAUUUGUGAUUUUUUGGGGCAAGGACUGGUGAUUUUUGGAGCAGAAAUUUGUGAUUUUUGGGGCAAGGACUGGUGAUUUUUGGGGCAGAAAUUUGUGAUUUUUGGGGCAGGAACUGAUGAUUUUUGGGGCAGGGACUGGUAUUGUUUGGUACCAGUGAUUUUUGGAGCUGUGCAAAGCAGGACUUGCACGGUUCGAUGUGCUGGAGGUUGAUGCCAUUAAGAGAGAAACUUUGCACGCCGUGAUUGAAUUUAAAAGAAGAUUUUUUUUGUGGGAGCAAGAACCGGAUUUGAAUUUUUGGAUUUUCCAUCCCCACCCCUGAACCUGCAGAGUGUGCUGGAGCCUGAGUGAGCCCCGAAAGGGUUAAAGGGUUAAAGGUUAAAUGUUAAAGGGUUAAAGGGUUAAAUGUUAAAGGGUUAAAGGGUUAAAUGCUAAAGGGUUCAAGGGUUAAAUGUUAAAGGGUUUAAGAGUUAAAUGUUAAAUGUUAAAGGGCUAAAGGGUUAAAUGCUAAAGGGGUAAAGGGUUAAAUGUUCAAGGGUUAAAGGGUUUAAGGGUUCAAGGGUUAAAUGUUAAAUGUUAAAGGGUUAAAUGUUGAUGGGUUCAAGGGUUAAAUUCUAAGGGGUUCAUGGGUUAAAUGUUCAAGGGUUAAAGGGUAAAAUGUUAAAUGUUAAAGGGUUAAAGGGUUAAAUGUUACAGGGUUCAAGGGUUAAAUGUCAAAGGGUUCAAGGGUUAAAUAUUCAAGGGUUAAAGGGUAAAAUGUUAAAUGUUAAAGGGUUAAAUGUUCAAGGGUUCAAGGGUUAAAGGGUUAAAUGCUAAAUGCUAAAGGGUUCAUGGGUUAAAUGUUAAAGGGUUAAAUGUUAAAUGUUAAGGGGGUAAAGGGUUAAAUAUUGAAUGUUAAAGGGUUCAAGGGUUCAAGGGUUAAAGGGUUAAAUGUUAACGGGUUCAAGGGUUAAAUGUUAAAUGUUAAAGGGUUAAAUGUUAACGGGUUCAAGGGUUAAAUUCUAAGGGGUUCAUGGGUUAAAUGUUAAAGGAUUCAAGAGUUAAAGGGUUAAAUGUUCAAGGGUUAAAGGGUUAAAUGUUCAAGGGUUCAAGGGUUAAAGGGUUCAAGUGUUAAAGGGUUAAAUGUUAAAGGGUUAAAGGGUUAAAUGCUAAAUGUUAAAUGCUAAAGGGUUCAUGGGUUAAAUGUUAAAGGGGUAAAGGGUUAAAGGGUUAAAUGUUGAAUGUUCAAGGGUUCAAGGGUUAAAGGGUUAAAUGCUAAAGGGUUCAAGGGUUAAAGGGUUAAAUGCUAAAGGGUUCAAGGGUUAAAGGGUUAAAUGUUAAAUGCUAAAGGGUUAAAGGGUUAAAUGCUAAAGGGUUCAAGGGUUAAAUCCCGGCCACCCCGCGGUGCUGAUUGAGCACCGAGCCCAUCAAAGGCUCCGCUCCGUCCCCUUGUCCCCAUCCCGGUUCCUUUGUCCCUAUCCCGGUUCCUCUGUCCCCAUCCCGGUCCCCUUUGUGCCCAGUCCGGUUCCUCUGUCCCCAUCCCGGUCCCCUUUGUCCCCAUCCCAGUCCCCUCUGUCCCCAUCCCAGUCCCCUCUGUCCCCACCCCUGUCCCCUCUGUCCAUCCCUGUCCCCUCUGUGCCGAUGCUGCUCCAGCGGCUCCUCCGCAGCCUGGGCUGGGCUCUGCUCCUCCCGCUGGUUCUCCCCGAGCUGCGCCGGCCCGGGCGGUCCCUGCGGGGGCUCGGAGCCGAUCCCGGCCCCAGGGCAGCGCUGCCGGUGCCCUCCGUGCUCUGGAGGAUGUUCCAGCGGAGGAAGGAGCUGCCCCAGCGCGAUCCCUGCCGGGUGGAGGAGCUCCACGUGCCCGGGGACAUCGUGCGGGUCUUUGCGGACCGAGGUACAGCCGUUUCCUCCCCGAGGGAGCAGCCCCAGGCGUGGCUGUGUCUGCGGAAACUCCUGUUCUUCAACCUGUCCCGCGCUAGGAGGGCGAGCUCGGUGACCAUGGCCCAGCUGGAGCUGCAGUUCCAGCACAGCUCCUACCAGGGCAGCCCGGGACAGCCCCUGGAGCUCCGGCUGUACCAGUGUCCCCCCGGGGGCCGCCCCAGCCCCAGGCCGGGCCGGCGGCCGCUGCUGGAGCGCUCAUUCGUGCAGCUGCACAAAUCUCUGCUCUUCGACCUGGGCGCGGCGCUGAAGAGGCCGGGCGGGAGUUUGGCGUUGGUGCUGGAGAUUUCGGCGAGCGGCCGCGGCGGCUGCGCCGGCGGCGACUCCUUGGUGGCCACGUCGCUGCUGGUGGUGACUCUGGGCCGGCAGUGCCGAGCUGGGCGCAGCAGGAGGAGCCCCCCGGCGCCGGCGGUGACCCCCAGCCCCCUGUGCAAACCGCAGCGUCUCUACAUCAGCUUCAGCGACGUGGGCUGGGAGAACUGGAUCAUCGCGCCCCAGGGUUACCUGGCCAACUACUGCGGCGGGGACUGUCCCUUCCCGCUGGCGGCCGAGCUCAACAGCACCAACCACGCCGUGCUGCAGACCAUGGUGCACUCGCUGGACCCCCAGGGCACCCCCCAGCCCUGCUGCGUCCCCGUGCGCCUCUCGCCCAUCUCCAUCCUCUACUACGACAACAGCGACAACGUGGUGCUGCGGCACUACGAGGACAUGGUGGUGGAUGAGUGUGGGUGCAGGUAGAGGGGUUGGGUACAUGGGUGGGGGAUGGAUCCAUGGAUGGAUGAUGGAUGGAUGA